CGGAUGAUGAUUUCUUGUGGUUCUCUUUUCUGGAAGGUCGGCGGCUCACGGAGAAUGACAAUGGUGACCGGGUGAGCAAAUGAGUAGCUGAGGAGGUCCGUAGUUCCGCCAAUGAAGGAUAUGUCAAGGGGCGGGAUCUAGACUCGAAUUGCGCACCCGCGGUGUAGGGUGUAAAUGAAGCUUUCUGGUACAAUCCUUGCAAGCUUGUGUGUGCACUCCGCAUCGUGCGUCAGGGGCUGCAUCGACGGUACCGCGCCGGGCAAGUCAAAACCGCUGGUUGAACACGCAGUUGACAUGCCAAGCCACUCCAUAUGGGCUUUUUCAGAUCGCAUCAAUAUAUUUCCCACACGGGCGGCCGGUAUGGUGAUCCCGGGACCCGACAAACAACCCUCUACAUCGUUUAUACAUAACAAUAUUCCGUUGGAAUAAGCAAAGGGGCGGGAGUUAGAACAUUGUGUUUAGUGAUAGAGAAACUGUGUGUGUGACC
Colletotrichum navitas is the source of this 487-nucleotide messenger RNA. RefSeq lists its product as uncharacterized. The coding region runs from base 175 to 429 and encodes 84 amino acids. Lineage: Eukaryota; Fungi; Ascomycota; Sordariomycetes; Glomerellales; Glomerellaceae. The record is from RefSeq and is a predicted model, not a curated record. The transcript has a single exon.